AUGAAUUUCUGGAAGGGCAAGCAUGCGAUAUCCUUCACCUCAUCUAGAACUCUUUCAAUACUCUGUCGGGGUAAGAACCACCUGUUAGCGAUUCGAAUUAUUAAUCAAACUGUUAUAGGCGAGAGAAUCAGUCGCGAUCAGCUUUUCAAAUACACGAAUGGACGCUUCUUAGUUAGGGAGAAGGAAUCAUGCGACCAAAGGUAUCUGAAAUUUGACUUAGACAAGCUCUGUGCUGUAGCCGCCUCUGCUGGUAUUAGCCAGUCGCCUAUCCGUCUAAUUAACAAAAUAGAAGGAGGCUUUAGUAAGGCAUUACUUAUGAGCAAAGAAGAUGGGACAGAGGUUGUUGCUAAACUUCCUUUGCCUAAUGCUGGCCCCCCUAAGUACCUAACAGCAUCUGAAGCAGCUGUACUGCAAUACUUGCAUGAUUACACCACAAUUCCGGUCCCCAAAGUCCUGGCGUGGAACGCCGACUCUUCGAAUCCAGUCGGUGCCGAAUACAUAAUAAUGGAGAAGGCUGUCGGCUGUCAACUGGUCAAGAAAUGGGGAGAGAUGGAAGAUUUGAGUCAUUUUGAAUUCAUCAAAAACCUAUGCAAGGUUGAAGCUGAUCUCGCGGCGAUUGCUUUCCCCGCGAAUGGAAGCCUCUACCUCCGUGAGUCAAUGGGGGCCGGCGACAAGUACAAACCUCUCGCGCCCGAGAUGGAUCCCUGUGGCCUGUUUUGUGUCGGGCCUUCUUGCGAGAAGUCAUGGUUCGGCAAGUACGAAGCGGAAUCUGUUCAGGCCCGCUUUGACCGAGGCCCAUGGCCCACUCUACCUGCUUUUGGCGUUGCGCUUGCCGAACGUGAGAUUGCACGUAUCGAAGAGAAUCCCAGAGUUGUGCCCUACGGGCCACCACGAGGCUCUACUGAGGAACAGCUUGCCGUCUUAAACAUGGCUAAAGAGGUCUUCUUUAAGAUGGACGCGAAGACUCUUCCUGGACGCUUGCCAUGGCCGACCUUAUGGCAUACCGACCUACACAUGGGAAACAUCUAUGUAUCUGAUGAAGAGCCUACCCAAAUCACCUCACUCAUUGAUUGGCAAUCUAUCGUCGUCUCGCCAUUGUUUUACCAAGUUCGCUUCCCCGAAUUCAUAAGCAUUGGUGAGGACUAUGAGCUUGGGUACGAGAUACCGACACUCCCAGAGAACAUCGACGAAAUGGACGACGACGAUCAAGCGAUUGUCAGGUUCAGGCACAAACAAACGAUGAUGGGCAAGGCUUACGAGGCUGCCAGCGGUUUUAAGAACAAGAAUGUCUUCAAAGCUAUACGUCUACCUCCCCUUUUCCGACAACUCUUCCUCCGUUGCGGAGAAGCGUGGGAGGAGGGUGUUGUACCUCUUCGUGUUUGCCUGAUUGCAAUAGCCGACGUAUGGAGUGAAGCUGGGUUUUCCGGCGACUGCCCAUGCAAUUUCAGCGAGGAUGAGAUCCAAAAGUACCAGCAGGAAUUUCGAGAAUACCGGGACUACCACAAGAUCUAUGAGCUUGCCCGGGAAUAUCUGGGUACCGAUGCCGACGGCUGGAUUGCCCCUAAUGAUAACUUUGAGGAGAAGCAGCAGCGGAACAAGGAAUUACUUGAAAUUUGCAUAGCUCAUUCUGCAGAGUAUGGCAAAUCCGCUGAGGAGAUGCGCAAGAUUUGGCCGUACCAAUAA
Cucurbitaria berberidis CBS 394.84 is the source of this 1683-nucleotide messenger RNA. RefSeq lists its product as uncharacterized. Lineage: Eukaryota; Fungi; Ascomycota; Dothideomycetes; Pleosporales; Cucurbitariaceae. The record is from RefSeq and is a predicted model, not a curated record. Bases 1 to 1683 code for a protein of 560 amino acids. Gene Ontology annotation, cellular component: mitochondrion. The transcript has 3 exons.